This is a messenger RNA of Haliotis rubra (blacklip abalone), 2494 nucleotides long. Its product is annotated as solute carrier family 49 member 4 homolog. The record is from RefSeq and is a predicted model, not a curated record. Lineage: Eukaryota; Metazoa; Mollusca; Gastropoda; Lepetellida; Haliotidae. Gene Ontology annotation, molecular function: transmembrane transporter activity. Gene Ontology annotation, biological process: transmembrane transport. Gene Ontology annotation, cellular component: intracellular membrane-bounded organelle; membrane. The transcript is spliced from 11 exons. Bases 22 to 1557 code for a protein of 511 amino acids.
CAGCCACUUCUGAAUAACAACAUGGAGGACAAGCAUGGUGUUGAAGACCAUCUACCUCCUUCAUGGAGAAACAGUGUAGGUAACGGACAUGUAACCUCCAAUGAGUUCCCGACAGAAUCAGAUGAACUCUCACCCUUGUUGGACUCCAGGAGGAACAUUAAGUCCUACAAGAGCCGGUGGUAUGUUCUGAUGGUGUUCUCCUAUUCUGCUCUUCUUCACACCGUGAUGUGGAACACAUUCGGACCCAUUGCUCAGUCAGCUAAGGCUGUGUUCGGGUGGUCGGAUGCCAAUGUUGGCAUGAUGACCAACUGGGCAAACAUUGUGUAUAUGGUAUCCAUGUUUCCGAUGGCCUGGUUGAUGGAUGUAAAAGGACUACGGAUAGCAAUGCUGUUUUGCUCUGGGCUGAUGGUGUUUUUAUCGGGCAUAAGAUGCAUCACUAGUGAGCCAGUACCGGCGACAUGGCUGAUGAACAUCGCAGCUGUUGUGAAUGGUGUAGCUGGUACUCUGCCAUUCGCCGGUCCCGCCCUCCUCUCAGCCACGUGGUUUCCCCCCAAACAGAGGGCCACUGCUACAGCUGUGUCAGCUAUUUUCACCUACCUCGGCCUGUCUGUUAGCUUCAUCAUUGGGCCGCUCUUGGUGCCACAGCCGGAGGAACCAUCCUUGAACAUGACUGACAUACUUUCUAUAAAUUCGUCAGAUGAAAUAAACUCCACUGCGUUCAAUCUGACGCCAGCCGCUAACAUAUCCGAGGUGAGAAGCGGCAUAAUGAGACUCAUGUAUACAGAAUGUGCGGCGUGUGUGCUGCUUCUGCUCCUGGUGGUGGUGUACUUCCCCGCCAAACCCCCGUCUCCCCCCAGUCUCACAGCAUCCCUGGGGAGGACGAGUUACCUCAAGGGGCUUAAGGGACUAUUCACGCAAAAACGCUUCCUGAUAAUCCUGGUGGCCUAUAGUGUUCCGACGGGUGUAUUUGGCGUGUUCGGAGCUUUUCUGGAUCUGGUGUUGAACGGUGUCGGAAUAACACAGAACCAAGCUGGUUGGAUGGGCUUUUAUGCCACAGUUGGUGGCUGUGUAGCGGCUCUGUUGAUGUCUAGGAUUGCUGAUCUGUUUCAACGUCACAUGAAGAUGAUGCUGCUAGUCCUAUUCGUCGCAGCUACAGUCGCUACACUCUGGUUUGUCCUGAUCCGUCUGUCUGUCAUCUCCUUCAGUAUAGCGUCGCUGUACCUGUCUUUCAUCUUGAUGGGGAUCUUCAUCAAUAGCUCUGUUCCCCUGUUCUACGAGAUGGGAUGUGAAGCGUCUUAUCCCAUCUCCGAGGGUACGACAACCGGUGUUCUAACCCUCGCCAACAACCUGACUGGAGUCUUGUUCCUGUCUGUGCUGCAAAUCCCGAAAAUAGGUGUUGAGUGGAUGAACUGGGCCAUGCUGGGCUCCGCAGCAGUAGCCGUUCCUCUACUUCUGUUUUUCAAAGAAAACUACACCCGGACUGAUAUUGACACACACAAAGUCAUCGUUCCUGAGUCUGAUCAGGGUGGUGCGUCGCAUCGACAAAUACAAACAUGAAAGUUAGCUGAUAGCAUAAUGGAUACAUCUUUGACAGGCCGAAGAUUGGUAAAGAGGGAUCAGUGGACAUUGGUGCUUGUAUUACUGUACAUGGCUAUGAGGAGUUCAGCUUGCUAUCUAACUGACCAAUAUUCAAAAUGUCAUUUUUCGUGUUUUACACGAUUCAAGGUCAAUACCGAGUGUAACUUCCAUGUGACAGCCAGCACACUCCUCCUCAUACCCCCUGUCAGCCUCCUGAUCCUCUAAGGAGCAGUAUACGCCAUUCCUCGUGUAAAGUAGCUUCAAAUUGGGCCAGGUUCAGUACAGGAGGAUCCCUUUGUUGCACACGACGACCAAUCACGUCCCAGCUAUGCUCCAAAGGGUUAAGAUCGGGGCUCAUUCAAUCGUGAGAUUUGUCAGGGGUGCUUAACUAAGUUCUUUUAUAUUUAUCAACAUGAUGCAAAUAACACGAUAUAUAAAUACGGUUAGUUAUGAAAUUGCAACUAUGGACAAUGUAGUAAAUGUAUCUUGCCUUGUCUUUUACAUGUCAUCACAUUGAUUGCCUACAUACGUUCAGUGUCAUUGUUCUGGUUUGCUUCUGUCUGGUACAUGUAUGUCCUCGUAGGUUGUUGACUUAAACCACACUCAUGGAUUUGUGAACAAUUAAUACAAACCAUGUAUAAAAUGACGUUAGGGGCGGUGGGGUAGCCUAGUGGUUAAAGCAUUCACUCGUUAAUCCGAAGACCCGGGUUCGAUUCUCCAAAUGGGCUCGAUGUGUGAAGCCCAUUCUGGUAUCCCUCGCCGUGAUAUUGCUGGAAUAUUACUAUAAGUGGCGUAAAACUAAACUCACUCACUCACUAGAAUGACGUUAACGAUUUAGAGAAAUACUGAUGUUGCUCAUCAAGCAUUCACAGAAACAGCUCCCGAAGCUGUCAGAAUAAACUCAUCAUUAAGUUGU